GUCCAUUGAUUUUUAAGGUGUUGCUGGCGUUGCUGAUUCCGGGGAUUUCGUUUCUUUAGAGAAAGAGAAGAAAGAGAAAAUUAGAAGAUUGAGUAGCAUUAGUGGUAAUAGAGAAAGUCCCAGUUCAGGUCCCAAUAGCAGCCCACACUGUGAAACUGAAAUGGGUAGCUCUUGUUGCUGUGAUUUGUCUUCUGAUAAUAGAGAAAAUCAGUGCCCUUCACAUUCACAACCCUCUUCUUCUCCCGUCACUAAUUCUGCCACCAAUAUGUUUAACAUACCAAAGAAGUUCUUUCAUGACUGCAAUCUCAUUAAUCAUUCCUCUGUUCCACGGAAGCUACGGUCAGCCAUGAAGAAGCGCAGUUGCGAAUCGAUCGUCCCUCCUUUACCAGAUUCUAAGAAAACAAACCAUAAACUUGGCGGAGAUGAAGUGCAUAGAAAGAAUGGUCUUAAGAAACCAAAAUUGAAUUCGAAAGGAGAGGCAGGCUGGUCCAGGAAGGCGACAGUUUCUGGACCAAUCACAAAAGAUGAGGAAGAGGUUGUGAAGACCCUGUAUGCUUUGGCGGGAAUGUUCCCUGACGAUGACUCAAUGGAUAAGGACAAAAUGAAUGGUGAACCGAUAGAAGUAAAGGCUUCAGCUCCUCCAGAAACCGUCACAGCAAUUGAAGUUAAAAAAGAAGAUACAAACAAAGUUCGCCAUCCACAAGCGGCCGAGACUGUUCCUCCAUUCACUGUAGAGGAUUCAACCAACGAUGCUGCUAAACUCAAGUCUUUGAAUGAAACUACCUCUCAAGAUCAGCCUAACUUGCCAGGAAGCAGAAAGCCCCAUUUUGAACAAGAUAGUGCUGGUUCUAAAAUGAGGCAGAUUGGUUCCAUCUCUUUCUUGGCUAGGAGUGAACCUGAAGUUGAUAAUUCAUCUUGCAUUCCUGGCGACUCUCAUGUUCUCUCUGAAUUAAUCUUAACUGGGUUGAAGCGGCAAUUGGUGACGAAUCUUUUUGAGAGAAAGGCAGAAAUGGCAUUUGGGGUUACUGCUUCAGAAAGCCAAAUGGCAGAGCAAAAUAUUAUCAAGGAGCCCAGAAAAAAUGGUCUUGCAUUGUGGCAAAGCUCAGCCAUUGGCCCUAUUACCCCUGGAUCUUCAAAAUCAUUUGCUAAUAAAUUUCCUGCUUGGUUGGAUGCUGCAAUCUAUGGCCCCAGGACAUGUUCAUUAGAAAGUGGUUCUUUGACUGAAAAGGCUUCAAAAGUUGCCAUGGAUAGGAAGUCAACGAAGAGGUGUGUUACUCAUAUCUACAUCAGCCGUCUCAUUCGAAAUUUACAGAUGCACAACAAAGACAUCACUCUUCAACAGCCUCUUCAGUUGAAACCCCAUAGAGGAGUACAGCAAACAGCUCUCUUGUAUCCAAAUGAUCGCGGUAACUUGAGAAAUGCUGUAAAUGGCAAUAUACCUAGUAGCUAUUCUGGAAACUCUGCUCCCGGUAGAAAUGAUUAUGAAACUAGAAAUGGUAUUCUACAGCCGAAGAUUUUCUAUCAGGAACACCCACAGGUUGCUUCAGCAUCUGGGAGGAACACUUCAAAUAAGCAGACUUUGGAAUUCUUGUCUUUGUCGACUGGGGGCAUUAGUAUGGAAGUUAAUAAUAACUCUAUUAAAGUUGGAAAUGCAAUUGAAUCACUGUCACAAUUCCAAGGAAAAGUUCCUUACCUUCAUUCAUUUCAACAACACCAGUCACUUGUGCCUUUCUCAGUACCCGCAACUUGUUACACAGACCCCCUUUCAACGGCAACAGCUACACAGCAGGUCCAACCGCAGCUACCUCAAUAUCCCAGUAACCCUUUUUGCGUCCCUCCUUACAUGUGUCAUUCAGGAGUUACAAAACAACAGCAACAUCAGCGACUUUGGGCAGCUCACCUAGCAACUCAGUACAAGCCUGGUGGAACCUCCACGGUCUUGACCCAAUUUCCGAGCAGGCAAAAUGGAAAGAACGAGUCCUGUACUUCGAUUCCUUAUGCUCAUAAUGCCAUUCCUCCCUUUUCAAGUCUAGAUAUUCCGAGUCCCAAGUCUAAUAUAGUCCCACAACAUCAACUGCUGAAAAUGGCCAUUUCUUCAUCUUUGCCCCCAACUAGAGCGAAAAGGUCAGACCACCAUCUUCCAUCCAUAUACGACGAAAGGAAUGGUAGAUUACGCACUGGUGGAACGCUGUCUUUGCAGUUACUCUGCGAUGAGCGCCUCUGAAGUUUGAAUUAGGUCCCUUCCACUUACGAUGCACAGUAAGCAUUGUUUUAUUCUUUCAACUGCAGAUCAUAGACGGUGCUCAUGGUUGCAACGAUGAAAGAGUGAGAGGCUUAUCUAAUUGUCCUACAGAUUCGGGCUUGAAAUAUAAUGACACUAAUAUUUAGCAAGAAAUUUUAAUGCC
Molecule: messenger RNA, 2405 nt
Organism: Hibiscus syriacus
Lineage: Eukaryota; Viridiplantae; Streptophyta; Magnoliopsida; Malvales; Malvaceae
Exons: 12
Coding region: 161-2224 (687 amino acids)
Source: RefSeq, a predicted model, not a curated record